AUGUCCCAUUUAGGACCUCCAGCCUUGGUUCCCUUGGCACACUUGCGAAACAAUACUGAUAAUGUGACAGCUACUGAGCCACCAGAGGUGCCACCAACAGAACCUUCAGCAGAUUUCUGCCUUGGAGAUCCUUGUGGAACAAGUUCAGCUACGUGUGUUUCCUUACAUAGCAAUUACACCUGUGUGUGCCAAUAUGGAUACUACUACAGCAAUAAGGAGUGUUCGAAAGGGGACGUAUACCCAGUCUCCAUUUUAGUGAACACACCUUACAGCAAAAAUCUUGAAAUUGUAAAUUCCACAGAGUAUCAAGAACUGUCCAACAAUGUAUCAGCAUUUUUUAAGGAGGCCUUCAAAAAUCUACCAGGCUAUGUAGAAACUGUCAUCAAGAAAAUUGAACCUCUAAACCAGAGUGAAAGCAGAAAUUCUGGUCCAGGACUGAAUGUAACAGUGGCAAACCUGUUCACAGACAAAUCAGAUCGAAAUGAAACUACAGUUAGCAAUGCAAUAGCAGCUGCAAUCAAUAACCAGUCCUUUGUCACGUCUUCUCAGGAGGCAAAACAUUGUGCCUUUUAUGAAUGUGAUCCUAAAACCACAGAGUGUGAAGAGAAACGGUUUCCAGAAUGCAAAUGCAAAUUUGGUUUAGAAAAGACAAAAUGGAGUGAUUAUUCUUGUCCAGUUUGCAGUGCAAACUGCUCUGCAGCAAUAAACAAGUACUGUGUACAAGAAGAAGAUGGUCCAAUAUGCAAAUGUAUGAUUAACUUCAAAAGCAAGGAUGAAGAAUGUGUGGCUUGUGCAGUGGGCUACUCCGGGGAGGAAUGCACUGACAACAGUGAACUCAUCCUUAUAAUAGUGGGCACAGUGUUUGGAGCCAUUAUCCUGUGUUUAGUGAUAGCAGUCUCUGUUAUUUCAGUCAGAGCAAGGCACAAACAAAGUCCAGAGAAGAGGAGCCUGAUCCAGUCAGGGUAUUCUGACAUGUACACUGAUGACAGACCAAGCAUGUUCCCCAGGGUCCAGACCACCUCUGGCCAUGCAAACCCAGGAUAUCAACCCAACAACCCCUAUGAGAUGCGUUCCAGAAGCAGAGAUCAUUUUCCAGAGAGGGAUUAUGAUGAUAUGUAUGAAAUAUCACGGGAGCCCACAGGCUUUAGGAAACAGGGCAGAUACUGAGUGACCAGAGCAGCAGAAGGAUGGACGAGCACCACAGCCCUGGAUCAGAGCAAAGAGUUUCACAGCCUCUCACG
Zonotrichia leucophrys gambelii is the source of this 1241-nucleotide messenger RNA. It is a transcript of the gene MUC13, whose product is annotated as mucin 13, cell surface associated. Bases 1 to 1167 code for a protein of 388 amino acids. NCBI's taxonomy places the organism in Eukaryota, Metazoa, Chordata, Aves, Passeriformes, Passerellidae. The transcript has 12 exons. The record is from RefSeq and is a predicted model, not a curated record. Gene Ontology annotation, biological process: heart development.